Molecule: messenger RNA, 536 nt
Organism: Gryllus bimaculatus (two-spotted cricket)
Lineage: Eukaryota; Metazoa; Arthropoda; Insecta; Orthoptera; Gryllidae
Source: the annotation of a GenBank genome assembly
CUCCCUACCUCAAGCCCUGCAGCAUCAAGUUGAGUUCCAAGGAGAUGACUAAAUGUGCUGUGAAGCACGCGAACGAAGCUCUCCCUCACGUCACAAAAGGGGAUCGCAAAUACCGCAUCCCGUCCAUGGACCCCUUGCUGGUGGACAGCCUGCAAGUGGACGACGGCCACGGCCCCCUCGGGCUCAACAUGCUCAUCACGCAAGCCAAGGUGCACGGCAUUCCCAAAACAGUCAUCAACAACGUGGAGUUCGACUUCAAGGAAAAGCAGGUGCGCUACGAUGCCUUCUUGCCGUCUGUCAACAUCCAGAGCAAGUACAACAUCUCGGGCCAAGUCCUGGUGCUGCCCAUCAUAGGACACGGGGAUGCCAACCUCACGCUUGAAAACGUGCACGUGACGUAUGAGUACGAGUUCGCUUUGGAAAAGAUGGAAGACAAAGAGGUCUACUUCAUCCCGAAGAAGCACACCGACUUCAGGUUCAACACAACACGACUCUACAUCUAUCUGGACAACCUUUUCAACGGAGACAGAUUACUG